GUACGACUCGUACGAAUCCUACGACUCGAGGUCUUCCAUGAACGACCGCGACAUGUACCGCUCCGGCUACGAUUACAACGAAUCCGAACACGACAACGAUACCGCCUACGAAGGUCCCUACGACAACUUCUACGGGAACCGUCGGGAUCAAUACCAGAACAGAGCCCGGGAUAAUUUUGGUCAACGGGGUCAAAAUUGGGGUAGAGACGGACGCAAUAACAGACCCAUGGCGUCUUCCUAUCCCGGGCGCAUGGGUGGACAGUGGAAUGAGCCUCCGCAAUCGAUGGGAUCGCGGGGUCUCGGUCCCCACGGCUCCUCCAGGCUCCCUUCCCUCUUCUCCCACAACAUUAUCCCAGAACUUGGCAUGUUCCAGGGAAUGCGAGGGUUCGCGGGGAAUAUGCGCUACGGAGGUGGAAUGAUGAAACAACGAAUGAGGAGAAACUGGAAAAUGUGGGACUCGGAUUUUAAACCCCAGAAAAAGAAAAUCAAAAAAGAUCCCACUGGCAAGAAGCGGAAGCAAACAAACAGCUCCGAUGAACCCGACAGCAAGGCGGCGAAGACGGAUGGCUCCGACAACUCCGAUUCCGACAACGGUAAGGGCGGAGGGGCUUCGCG
Molecule: messenger RNA, 615 nt
Organism: Egretta garzetta (little egret)
Lineage: Eukaryota; Metazoa; Chordata; Aves; Pelecaniformes; Ardeidae
Product: A-kinase anchor protein 8-like
Exons: 2
Cellular component (GO): nuclear matrix; nucleus
Molecular function (GO): DNA binding; protein kinase A regulatory subunit binding
Source: RefSeq, a predicted model, not a curated record